Paramecium sonneborni is the source of this 185-nucleotide messenger RNA. NCBI's taxonomy places the organism in Eukaryota, Ciliophora, Oligohymenophorea, Peniculida, Parameciidae. The record is from the annotation of a GenBank genome assembly.
AUGAAAUAUAUGCCUCUAUUAUUACAAGAGUAGCUAAAGAUGAAGAUAAUAAUGCAAUUUGACUCCAGGAAAUAGUAACUUUAUUUUAGUAAUUAAUUGAAGCGAUUAAUUCUUCCCAAUAGCAAAAGUUCAUAAUAAUUGUAAGUAACAUUGAGGCUUCAGCAUUAAUUGACUUAAAGAAUUGA